GAAACGCUGAUGACCGAGAUAACCGGUGACUGCUUUCUCCGCCUCCGCUUCUAGAAAGAGGACUGAAGGAGCGAGGCGACUGUCGCCGCCUAUAUUAAUACGCGCCCUCCUCCAACUUCUCUCCUCUCCACUCCUUUCUCUCCCAGCUCCCAAAAUUCCCUCUCCGUCGCCGCCGCUCCCAAAAUCCCCUCUCCGUCGCCGCCUCUCGCCAGGUCGUUUCCAAGCCCCGUUGGGGGCCUCGCCGGCGCCGGCAUUGGAUAUAACCUCGCCCGCUACCUCCGUCCGAAUGCAGGGCCUUGAUAUUUAAUGGGCUGGAGGUGGUACAUGCAUGUUCGCAGUGACAAGAACACAUUGAAACGUUGGUUUUUCAUUGACAAGAGGCUUGUUAAAGCAUUUUUGGUGCACUAACCUUUUGUUGUCUGUAAUUGGUUUCACAACAAGUUUCUUGGGGGGUUGUGUCCUGUUGAUGGAUUUGAAGACAGGCCUCAAUUCACCUGUUAUUGCUGACCAUCUCCCUACGUUAGCAUUGCCUGCUGCUGUCAUGACUUUCACAACACCUACUAGCUUUCCCUCUCCGGGGCUUUGCUUGAACACUACAAAGAAGAUACCUCUGCCUGGUAAGAUUGAAGAAGUUCGUGCUGCUGGAUGGCUUGAUCUCAUGAAGGCCUCAUCACCUACCCGCAAAAGGCAGAUCAAGGAUGUCAUCUGUGAUGCUCAAUCUGAUCUUGAUUUGCAAUACUGCAACUGGACAGUGAACUAUCCUUCUGCUUUGAUCUCAUUUGAGGCAAUUAGUGAUCUUGCUGGGAGUAAAAGGUUGGCAUUGUUUCUUGACUAUGACGGAACACUUUCACCGAUUGUGGACAAUCCUGAAAAUGCAUUAAUGUCUGAUGAGAUGCGUGCUGCAGUGAGGCAUGCGGCAUCACUUUUCCCAACUGCAAUCAUUAGCGGAAGAUCUCGUGAUAAGGUUUUUGACUUUGUGAAGCUAAAUGAAUUGUACUACGCUGGAAGCCAUGGAAUGGACAUAAUGGGCCCUGUUAGGAAGACUACUGACUCCAAUGGCGUGGAAUGUAUUCGGUCAACUGAUGUGCAUGGUAAAGAAGUCAACCUGUUCCAACCUGCUAGUGAGUUUUUACCUAUGAUCACUGAGGUGUAUGAAAAACUUGGUGAGAGUGUUAAGGACAUUGAUGGUGCAAGGAUGGAAGACAACAAGUUCUGUGUAUCUGUGCAUUACCGUAAUGUGGCGGAAGAUAUUCCUACUCUUGCAUCUCAGGACUAUAAAAAGGUUUUCCAUCGUGUAACUGCUGUUUUGGAAGGUUACCCUUGCCUAAGACUAACCCAUGGGAGGAAGGUUUUUGAGGUCCGUCCUGUUAUUGAUUGGAACAAAGGUAAAGCUGUGGAGUUUUUACUUGAAUCGCUUGGGCUCAGCGAGAGUGAAGAUGUUCUCCCUAUCUAUGUUGGAGAUGACAGAACAGAUGAAGAUGCAUUCAAAGUUCUGAAGGCAAGCAACCGUGGCUUUGGAAUAUUGGUGUCGUCUAUACCCAAAGAGAGUGACGCCUUCUACUCCUUGAGGGAUCCAGCUGAGGUGAUGGAAUUUCUGAGAAUGUUGGCAGCAUGGAAGGAGCAGUCCACCUGAUAUCAGUUUUGCUGGGUCUGAGAAUGUGGGCAGUCCACAAGAUUAUAAAUAUUAGCAAGAUAUAUAAUAUAUAAUGCUAAUCAAAUAAAUCGGCUAUUAGGAGGACUCGAGCCAUUUUUUUGAUUUGGCAUUUUAUAAGAGGCUACCACAUUUCCAUACUUUUUCAGUCCCACUUUGUUCUUGUGUUAAAUGGGUUUUCAAACAGUUCAAUUCUUUCAUUAUUUAGGUUCCUUAAGUAUAUAUGCAAAUAUUCUUAAAAGGGAUUUUUUGGUUCCUUCUAGUGUUUCACUGUGUUGCGAUUUUUGUAUUCUGCAAUCUGUAAAGAACCGGUUCUUCGUAUAAACAGCAUUUGACAAUGCCUCAUGGAAAGUCAAGUUAUGAGCAAGGAGCCGCGGAUGCAUGCAUGUUCUGUGCCUGGGCCUUUUUUA
Zea mays is the source of this 2061-nucleotide messenger RNA. RefSeq names its product trehalose-phosphate phosphatase. Gene Ontology annotation, molecular function: trehalose-phosphatase activity. Gene Ontology annotation, biological process: trehalose biosynthetic process. The record is from RefSeq and is a predicted model, not a curated record. The transcript is spliced from 11 exons. NCBI's taxonomy places the organism in Eukaryota, Viridiplantae, Streptophyta, Magnoliopsida, Poales, Poaceae. Bases 467 to 1633 code for a protein of 388 amino acids.